GCAAACAACAGGCGAGAGAGCCGAGUCACUCCGACAGCGAACCAGACCUGAGGAACUUCUCUCUCCUGCCGCGGACGAAGCCUCUUCACCAUGGGGAGGAUUGGCAAGGAAGUGGCAGGCCAGGUCAUAAGCUUCAUAGGCCUCGUUGGGGUGUCGGUGACCUGCGGUGUCCCCAUGUGGAGAGUGACCUCCUUCAUCGGAGCCAACAUCGUGACAGGCCAGAUCAUAUGGGAUGGCCUGUGGAUGAACUGUGUGAUGCAGAGCACCGGGCAGAUGCAGUGCAGGCUGAAUGAAUCCGUGCUGAGGCUGACCCCUGACCUGCAGUCUGCAAGGGCGCUGGUCAUCAUCUCCCUUGUCUUCGGCUUCGUCGGCUUUAUAAUCACAUUCAUUGGAGCUAAGUGUACAGGCUGCUUGAAGAAAGAUUCAUCAAAGGCCAAGGUGGUGAUCAUCGCAGGCUGCCUCAUCAUCGUCGCCGCCGUCCUGAUACUGAUCCCCGUCUGCUGGUCCGCGGCGGUCACCAUCACAGACUUCACGAACCCCUUGACCAUCGAGACGCAGAGGAGGGAGAUCGGAGCUUCCAUCUACAUCGGCUGGGCCUCUGCUGCACUUCUUCUGAUCGGUGGCAUCAUCCUAACCACUUCCUGCCCUCCUCAAAGACCCGUGUAUGGAUAUCCAGGAUACCCACCGGCACCGGGGUACCCAUACACAGGCCCGGCAACAUACGCCCCUGUGUAUGCUCCUCCAUCAAGCCAGCCCUACACAGCCACAGGGACAUACGUACCCAGUAAACCAUAUGCUGCACCGACUACUUAUUCUGCUAGACAGUACCUUUAAAACUGAAGGGACAGAGUGAAAUUUCUGCCGUGAUUACUUCACGAACUUGAGUUGCCAUUAGAAAGCAAAACUGCACCAAAACACACACUGUAUGUCUGUAAGAUGGUAUGUAUUCCAAUGCAUUGUAAAAGAUAAUUCACUGAUUAUUCUGAAUCUUCCUUAAACUGCUUUCUGUUGUGGAUGAUUUUUUGUUUUUAGUUCAAAUAGAAAACUCUGUCGCGUGUGAAGCACUGACAUGAGAGGUAUAUUGUGCCAUCAUAGCUGUGUUCACUGAGAGUCACUGUCAAUAUAUUUAUUUCCUUGUCGUACCGAGCAUAUUAUGUAAAUAGUGAUGAUUUGUGACAUGUUUGUUUUCUAUUAAAGCCACUUUAUUUUUGAGAUUGCUGACAAAAAUUUCAAUAAAAAUGUUUGUAAUGUA
This is a messenger RNA of Stegastes partitus (bicolor damselfish), 1252 nucleotides long. RefSeq names its product claudin f (gene cldnf). Lineage: Eukaryota; Metazoa; Chordata; Actinopteri; Pomacentridae. The record is from RefSeq and is a predicted model, not a curated record. Gene Ontology annotation, molecular function: structural molecule activity. Gene Ontology annotation, cellular component: membrane; bicellular tight junction. The transcript has a single exon. The coding region runs from base 91 to 834 and encodes 247 amino acids.